CGGGGCGCGGUCGCCAUGGUGACGGCGCCAUUUUGCUGCGGGCCGCCCGGCGCCCCCCGCUCCCUGCGGCCGGGCAGCAGCGGGCCGAGCGCGGAGGAUGCGGAGGGGCGGAGCGGCCGCCCCGUCCUCUCGCCCUCCCCGGGGGGCGGCUGCCGCCUGGCCCCGGCGGCCGCUGGCGGCCUGGAGGCGGCCCCGCCGAGGAUGAGCGCGGGCUGCGGGCGGGACCCCCCCGGGAAGAGAGCGCGGCUCGGGCCCGGCCCCCGCCAGGAGGGGCCCGGGGGCAGCGGCUCGGCCGGCGGCAGCCCCGGCACCGCCGUGGGGAACAGAGCUUGUAAACAACGGACAAUUACCACUUGGCUGGAGAAUAAAGGACCCAAGACGACAGAGUCUACAAGUGACAAUACUGAAGCAAGUACCAAGAUGACUUCCGUUAAAAAAGAAAACUUCUGUGAGCAUGAUGUGAAAAAACUAGAGAAUGUUUGCCAGGAAAAUUAUCAAAAAAUAUCUGUGGAAGUUGGUGCAAAGCACGUAAAUUUGCCUCAGACAGGCAGCGUGUAUAACUGGGAGGCUGAGGACAAAGAUCCAAUCUCGGACAGAGAGCCUGUGAAGGUUGGGCAGUCCGGAGACCUCUUUAAAAACGCCAACAUCGAUCAGAUGCACAAAACUGGCAAGCAGGUUCAAAGAGGCUGUGAAGAAAGCGGUGACACUUGGACUCAGAGGAAGCUAUCAUCGGGCCGAUCUUUGAAAAUGGGAAAUACAAAACUUUCUUCAAAAGACACUGAGAUAGAUGGACAAGUGGCUUCGUGCAAUUCGCAAAAGCCGAAGAGUUGCAACUCUGUCAAUGUGGUCUGUUUAACGGGUGAGCAAGAAGAAGGGGAUGUAGUUCCAGAGAGCCCACUUUCAGACGCUGGGUGUGAUGCUUGCGUACCUGAUCUGGGGGGUCCUGGGAAACUGAGCAAAUGCCCAAGUAGUUCAGGGGAUUCACCUGCUUUUGAGAAAGAAAGUGAGCCAGAGUCACCAAUGGAUGUAGACAAUUCUAAAAAUAGCUGUCACGGCUCAGAGGCUGAUGAAGAAACAAGUCCCUUUCUUGAUGAGCGAGAGGAGAAUAAUAUGUCCAAAUCCAUAAACAAGUCUUUUAGAAUUCAGUAUGGGGAUGCUGAACUGGAGUCAAGGAAGUCACGAUUUUCUGCCAAGGGUUGUGAAGGCUUUGAGGGAAUAGAUAACUCCCUCAAAGAGGACGAUCUGCAUACAAAAUCACCUGGGAUCGCUCCUGCUACAUCAUCAGAAUGCAAAGGUGCAAAACCAAGUGUGAAGAAAGACUCCAAAAUCACCUCUCACUUCAUGAGGAUACCUAAAAUUGAGGAAAAAAGCAGGAAAGAAAAGUGUGAAUUCAAACCCCAGAGGCCAGGACGGAAGACUCCUAAAUAUAUGCCACCUCCUCUUCCAACUAAUAAGAAGUGGUUUGGGACACCAAUUGAAGAGAUGAGAAGAAUGCCCAUGUGUGGGGCCCGUCUUCCUCACCUGAGACCCUCAGCCAAUCAUACAGUAACCAUCAGAGUAGAUCUUCUGAGGGAAGGAGAGGUGCCUAAACCUUUCCCAACUCACUACAAAGAUUUGUGGGACAACAAACACGUUAAAAUGCCGUGCUCAGAACAAAAUUUAUACCCUGUAGAGGAUGAGAAUGGAGACAGAACUGCUGGAAGUCGAUGGGAACUAAUCCAAACUGCCUUACUUAACAAAUUUACAUGCUCCCACGAUUUGAAGGAGGCUAUACUGAGAUACAACGUUGCUUAUGCCAAGAAAUGGGACUUCACAGCACUUACUGACUUCUGUGACAAGGUUCUUGAAGAUGCAGAGGCCCAGCAUUUGUUUCAGUCCAUUCUUCCUGAUAUGGUCAAGCUUGCGCUUUGUCUCCCUAGUAUCUGCACACAGCCAGUACCUCUACUGAAACAAAAGAUGAAUCACUCCAUCACAAUGUCACAAGAACAGAUUGCUAGCUUUCUGGCCAAUGCUUUCUUCUGUACUUUUCCACGUCGCAAUGCGAAGAUGAAGUCCGAGUAUUCUAGUUAUCCAGACAUUAACUUCAACAGAUUGUUUGAAGGACGGUCACCAAGGAAGCCUGAGAAACUUAAGACACUUUUCUGCUAUUUUAGAAGAGUCACAGAAAAAAAACCUACUGGGUUGGUGACGUUUACAAGGCAAAGUCUCCAAGAGUUUCCAGACUGGGAAAGAUCUCAGAAAAAACUGUCUAGAUUACAUGUCACCUAUGAGGGCACUAUUGAAGGCAAUGGACAAGGUAUGCUACAGGUUGAUUUUGCAAACCGUUUUGUUGGAGGUGGUGUCACUGGGGCAGGACUGGUACAAGAAGAAAUUCGUUUUUUAAUCAACCCAGAACUGAUUGUAUCGAGGCUCAUCACUGAAGUCUUGGAUCACAAUGAAUGUCUCAUCAUCACAGGUACUGAGCAGUACAGUGAAUAUACAGGCUAUGCAGAAACUUACCGGUGGGCAAGAAGCCAUGAAGAUAAGACCCCAAGGGAUGAAUGGCAGCGACGCUACACGGAAAUUGUAGCUAUAGAUGCAUUCCACUUCAGACGUUUCCUUGAUCAGUUUGGUCCAGAGAAAAUCAGAAGAGAGCUCAACAAGGCCUACUGUGGCUUCUCUCGACCCAAUGUUCCGCCGCAACAUCUCUCUGCAAUAGCCACAGGAAACUGGGGAUGUGGUGCCUUUGGAGGGGACUCCAGAUUAAAAGCCUUAAUACAGAUAUUGGCAGCUGCUGAGUCUGGACGCGAUGUUGUUUAUUUUACCUUUGGAGAUGUGGAGCUGAUGCGAGAUAUUUACAGCAUGCACACUUUUCUCUGUGAGAAGGGCCAAACUGUUGGGGACAUUUAUAGGCUGUUACUCAGAUACUACAAUGAAGAAUGCAGAUGCUGUUCUACUUCAGGACCAGAUGUCAAGCUGUACUCGUUCAUAUAUAACACCGUUGAAUCCUAUGCAGAUUCUACUGACGAUGAUGAUGAAGAAAAAGGGUUGUGCUUUGAGGACUAAAAUAAAUGUGCUUGAUCAGAAUACUGUUCAGCUCCUCCUCCCACUGGUAUAUUGUUUGAAUUGCUGAGUGUAAUGUAUGAAUUGGAUACCUUAAUAUAUAUUGGUUGCAUUGGUAGUUAUCAAACAUCAAACAAAAAUUGAACUAUGAGAGGUUUUUCUGUUUGUUUGAUAGUUUCAUACAUGAAAAACCUUGUUCAUGUGUGUACAGAAGGGAUUUCCUUGGUAAAUCUAGUUUGCAUUACACCUUGUUAAGCAGGAGAUUUUGGACACACUUGUAUUUCAGUCAAGAGAUUGCUGAAGGACUUCAGAAGAUUUCUCUGUACUCUUUUGCCUUUAUUUUUGAGAGAUCUUAUCUAGAUUUCUUACUGAACUUAGUGCUGGAGUAUGUGGAGCUCUAUCGCUCCUGGGGUGAUUUUAGAGAGAAGCAUUGUAAGGGUCACUUGUACUGAAAGUUGUAAUAAUUUGAUUACCUCGUUAAGACUGCCACGGUACUUUCAUUGUUCUUACCAGCUUUUUCAUUCAUUUAACUUAAUGUCCUGUUUUUAAUAUACUUUUUAAUAAAUGGCUGAAGACGAAAAGAUUGUGGAGGGAGCUGUAAAGUAUUUCACAACUGCUGUAUCUUUACCAAAUCAGACAAAAAGUUUUGAAGAAGUAGAGAAAGUCUGAAGUAUAGAAGGCUGGGAAAUGAGAAACAUGAUCAAAGUUACAAACAAAAAGAAACGUUUUUCAAAUGAAACUUAAAAGCCGUUUUGUUGGUGCUGUUACAACACGGAACAAGGUCUUAAACAUAGUAUAUCUGAAGUUUCUCAAAGUUCACUGUUGGCAACUUCAUCAGAAUUAAUCGUGUUUAUAUCCUCAUAUCAGUUCUCCUUUAUUGCAAUAUGUAUGUAUGUGAGCAUAAAAUCCCCAUGGGAUAACGUAAGGUAAUGGAAAUCGUUUACUUAUCAGUGGGAGGAGCAUCUUCAAGCUACAGAUAAAAACUAAGGUCUUGUUAGUUGUUUGUGCCCUUGUCUUUCGAGACAUGGGAAUGAUUAUGUUGAAAAAGGAUCAAAAGGCGUGUAAAAGCUGUGCUAUUACUGUCUCUAUGAGUAACAAAUUAAUGUUUCUGUAGUACAUUAAUAUUUUACACAAAACUGCAGAUAAAUCUGUGAAAAAACUUCUCCAGGUCUGCAUACAGGGCCAAUUCAAUGGAAUGUUAGUUUAUCAGAAAUUUAAACUGAGUUUAAGUUUAAGCCCAAAUUGCUUAGUUUAACCUCUUCUGUAUUAGAUUUGUCUGGUCUGUCAUAGCUAUUACCAGCUUAGCAACACAAGUAAAACAGCAGCAGGAAACAUAGAGAGCUGAGGCUGUAGUACCAACACAUCCUUUUGGCUAAUGUCUGAUAAAACCUCUCUAAUCCUGAAGUAUAAUUUAGACUACCAACAGCUUCCAGCAUUUAGUUACUGCCUUGCAAUAAAGCACUCACUGCUUGAGCUGCUCAGGUGGGAGAGCAGCAGCAAAGAGUUUUGGUCAUUUGCAAGUACCUGCAGAAUUGACACUGCAGUGGGCAGGUUGGAAGUGUGUUGCUCAAAAGGUGAUGGACACAGCAGCUUAAGCGAUUUCUUCCUAUUAUUCUUACCAGCUGUGGUUUUCUCCACCUGUGUCCGUUUUAAGAAAAAAAAAUGGGAUAGAAUUUCAGGCCGUUUGCAGCUUGCAUCCUCUAGGUUAGUGGAACUCUUUUCUCCUGCUCCUAGUGUUUCAGUGUUGGUUGAGAUUCUGGCAAUAGGAGUAAAUGUUUUAUCAUAAGCUCUUAUUUCGGCAUUUAGGUUCAACUAUGACAGCAUUUCUAGAUGCACUGCUGAUGACAAAUGCCCCUGGUUAAUUAAGAAGAAAGAAAGAAAAUUGGUGCUAGCUGCCAAGUUUUCUUCACUUAACUACUCAGGAUUUCCUAUAGAAAAGGUAAACAGAAUUUGUUCCUAACCAACUGGAAGAAGAUAUAGCAAAAAGCUUUAGGUGGCUAGAGGUGACCUCCCCUUUCUUGUAAAUAAAUACAUCUUUAUUAGUGCAAUAUUCAUUGUGAGGGGAAGUGAUGUUUUUGUGUAUGAAAAAUGUACCAAAUAAGAUGACAAAAAAAUCUACUUCAACUCUAGAAACAGAAAAAUAUAUUUAACUCUGGAAAGAUUGUCUGAGGAUCAUACAGUAGUGUAUUCAGUUGAGAGUUUUUGCAGUGUCAAGUAUUUCCAGGAAAUUCCUAGUCAUCUUCUGUAGUCUGUAUUUUCACUGAUACCAGAGGCUUUUCUAACAUGGGGGAGAAUACCUUUUAUUUGAGAUUAUUCUUUAUGAUGUGUUUCCCAUAUACUUUUUCCUAUGAAAUACGGUUAUAUGGACAGGAGAAAAAGAAAAUUAAUUUUUCUGUUUGUGUCAUCUGAGUAAGAAUAAUGCAUCCUGUGUUCUACCUUGUGUCCCUGGUCUUGUAAAGGGCAGUGUUCAAGAACACUUGGGACAUGACUUUGAUUGCAGGCAGGAAGAUUGUAUUUUUGUUGUUUUUGUUUGUUUUGUUCUGUUUUUCUGGAAGCAAAAGAGCUGAGAGUUAACAAGGUAACAAUGGUGUUACAUUACCAUGACUUUCUAAUUCAAUAAAGAGCUACACUGCCCGGAAUGCUGCAUGUGGAAGCAGAAAUUUUGAAUCAGCCCAAUAUGUGUUCUGCAUCUCACUUCUUCCAUCCAGCCACUGUUCUCCAUUUAUAAACUACCUGAGAUAUUUCCUUCAGCUAGAGAUGAGUUUUGGUGCUCUGCUUGGAGCAGUGUGGAGUGGAGAGGCUGAGGAUCUUUGUGCAGCCUAGUAAGCUUCAGAUUCACUCUUCCAGAAACUUGUUUAUAGAGUAUUGUUUUUUUGUUUUUUAUUACUUUAAGGAUGUUUGAUAUAUGUUUUCAAAUAAACUUCUUACCAAAACUAUUGUUUUAUACUUGUUUUAGCAGCUAAAUUGAAUCCUUAAUAUGAAACAACAACAGGCAGUCAUUUAGAUUGCCAUGUUGCCUCAUAGUAAAGUUGGUGACAGAGCACUUCUGUUUGUUUUACAGCUCUUUCACCUAAAUUCCUCAGUUAUGAGGUGUUCUUACCUAAGGAUGAGUACCCAUUACUGUAUAUAUUAAUUUAUAGACUGGUGAACUGUUCCUGACAUUCUUCAAAACUUACAAUUUAUGCAUCAUUAUAUUAUAUUGAUUUUUUUUCUGGAUCUGUAUGCUAAUGUUUACAUGAUUUUUGUAGGAAUAUAAUUAAAAAAAAAAACAUUGAAGCAA
Anas platyrhynchos (mallard) is the source of this 6322-nucleotide messenger RNA. It is a transcript of the gene PARG, whose product is annotated as poly(ADP-ribose) glycohydrolase. Gene Ontology annotation, molecular function: poly(ADP-ribose) glycohydrolase activity. Gene Ontology annotation, biological process: nucleotide-sugar metabolic process; regulation of DNA repair; ATP generation from poly-ADP-D-ribose. Gene Ontology annotation, cellular component: nucleus; cytoplasm. The record is from RefSeq and is a predicted model, not a curated record. Lineage: Eukaryota; Metazoa; Chordata; Aves; Anseriformes; Anatidae.